GGGACGGGCCGGGGCGGGGCGCGGCAGCAGGAAACGGGGCGGGGACUCGCGGAGGCGUUGGGGAGCGAGGGAGGGCGCGGCCAACUCCCGGAGGGACGGCAGGCCGAGAGAGCGGCGCCCGGGUCUGGCGCCGAGCCUGAGCCCGCCGGACGGGAGGCGGCCCAGCCGCGGGCUCGGCCUCGGCCCCAGUCCCGCCAGCAUGGCCGGCCGGACCGUGCGGGCCGAGACCCGGAGCCGGGCCAAAGAUGACAUCAAGAAGGUGAUGGCGACCAUCGAGAAGGUCCGGAGAUGGGAGAAGCGCUGGGUGACCGUGGGCGACACUUCCCUUCGUAUCUUCAAGUGGGUGCCAGUGGUGGACCCCCAGGAGGAGGAACGACGGAGGGCAGGUGGCGGGACAGAGAGAUCCCGAGGCCGGGAGCGGCGGGGCAGGGGCACCAGUCCCCGAGGGGGUGGUCCCCUCAUCCUGCUGGAUCUCAAUGAUGAAAACAGUAACCAGAGUUUCCAUUCGGAAGGCUCCCUGCAAAAGGGCACCGAGCCCAGCCCUGGGGGUACCCCCCAGCCCAGCCGCCCUGUGUCACCUGCUGGACCACCAGAAGGGGUCCCAGAGGAUGCUCAGCCCCCACGGCUGGGCCAAGAGAGAGAUCCUGGGGGCAUCACUGCAGGCAGCACGGAUGAACCCCCAAUGCUGACCAAGGAGGAGCCUGUUCCAGAAUUGCUGGAGGCUGAGGAUUCAGGAGUGAGAAUGACCAGAAGAGCCCUCCACGAGAAAGGUCUGAAGACAGAGCCCCUCAGGAGGCUCCUUCCCAGAAGAGGCCUCCGGACAAAUGCCCGGCCAGGUUCCAUGGUGCUGCCAGACACCAGAGCCCCUGGGGGAGGAAGCAAGACCCCGAGGGCACCCAGGACGAUCCCCCAGGGGAAGGGGAGGUGAGUGGGCUCCCCAGGCAAGGUGAGGCCCCUAGGUCUCUCUUGGCCGCCCCAAGAUCCAGCCACCUGCCCAUGCCCUAGGGUGGAAGGAGCCUCCCAACCCUACAGCUACAGCAGGAACUUCGGGGGGCGAGCUGCCCUAGCCUGCCCCGCACCUAAGGUCACAGCACCCAUCUUGCUUGCCACUGACCCCCGCGCAGUGAGCGGGUUCCCCUGGCACCCCAAGUGUGAAAAGGGCUCGGGCACAACUGGGACCACACCCAGCGCCUGAGGACACUUGGCCACGAAGGCUCCGCCAUGCCCACCUCUGUCACCAGCGCGCUCACCCCGCGUCUGCUGGCUUCCAGCCUCCUGUGACACUGCCAGCCACCCCCCCCGGGGGGGGCACACGUGAAAACCAUGCAGCACCCCGCCCCCACUGAACCCCCAUCUCCCACCCCAAACACCACCUCCCCCACCUCCACUCCAGCCCCACCUCAACCCCAAACCCAGCUCCACCCUGGGCGGGCCCAUGGAUGCCAGGCCUGGGGCAGGGUUACCUCAAGCACCAGAGGACAUGCUUCAAGAGCUUCCGCCUGGUGCCAACCUCGCCAGUCCCCUGGGAACCACGUGGGACAGAGGCCUUUCUGCCCUGGUGCCCACUCUCCUCACAGCCUGGCCCCGCAGGGACCAGAGAAGGCGUCCUGGGCUAGUGUGUGUGUGUUGGGAGGGGGUAUCCCAGGGUUCUGGCAGAGCCCAGAGACCUGGAAAAUCCUCACCUGCAGAAGGAUGGGGGCACAGGAGCCCUGAGUGGUUCCAAGGGCUUCCACGGACUCCACCACUGGGCCUGUCACAUUAGCAAAUAAUGUCUCCCGUUUAUUGAGAGCUUACUCUGUGCUAGGCAUUGUGAUUUACAUCGAUAUCUCAUUUAAUCCUCACAACAUCCCAGUGACACUGGUGUUUUCAUUAUCAACAUUUUACAGAUGGAGAAACUAAGUCUCAGAGAGGUUAAAGGACCUGCCCAAAGUCACACAGCCCAUAUGUGGCACAGAACCAGCAUACAGAUCCAGGUCUGCCCACCUGAUUCCACAGCUCACCCUGCUUGCUGUAGCCCUUCUUCGGGUACAAGAGUGAAAGUGCAGGUUUGACAGGGCAUCCAUUUAUGGAGCAUCCAUUUUUCUCAUGAUAAUUGCACAAAACUUUGUGUAUUAAAAUGAGCAGAUACUCUCUGGAAUGAGAUUGAGAUAAAACUUGAGCCUUCAGACAUCCCACAUUAAGACCAAUACUUCAGGCUCAGCCCAUGGAUCCCUGAAGUAACCUCUUCUCAGAAUCUUUGCCUUUAGAGGGAUAUUGGCCAAGGAAGCUCUAUUCCUGGAUCUGCUCCUAUGCAGAGACUUCCUGAAAACCAAGAAAGAUGGCCUCGUAGUUUGCCAUCCCAGGAGCUGCUUGGAAGCUCAUCCACUUCCUCUGGGCUAAAGUUUCUAAUUUCCCAACAGAUGCUCAUCUUCAGGGUUUAGAAAUGAGAAAUUGCAAUUCUUUGGAAUUCCUGAAAUCAUAUUAUUCUGUAUUUUUCAUAAUUUUCUGUAUUCUUUAAAAUAAAUGAGAGUAGUUACAAAGAACUGUAGGCUAGAGCAAAUAUUGAAAAACCAAAAAAUAUCAAAGAACAUUAUUGGGUAGUAUUUUAAUAACAAAAUGUUAAAUCUUCAUCAAGAUAACUGUACCACACAGAAGUAUGUGUUGAAAUUGCCAAUUUGAAGACUUGUUUCCAAAAUUUAUUUCUGGGAGCAUCAUUCAUAGAAUUUGUAUGAGAUAUAUGAUGCAUGUAAACAGAUUAAUAUUCUGUUUACAAUAUCAAGAGUCACAUGCUCCUCUUACUGAACCGGCCAGGCACCCCCACUUCUCUCCUCCUGACCCAAGUUUCCGACACGUCUGCCUUAAUCUUGGACUCUGUAUAUCAGCAUUUUCUUCUCAUGCUUUCUACUGGAUGUCAGUGAUUCUUUCAUACCAGGAAUGCCCCUAUGUUUAUUGCUAAGCAUGAAUUCUCACAGGAGAAUUAGAACACUUAUUCCUAUUUUCCCAGUCUCUUGACUGAUUGGUCUUGGGAUUCAGAAAAACACAAAUUUCCCAGAAAAUAUCAGGAAGGACUUCCUGCAUAGAAAUACUAUCCUGGGCUGAGCAGGAUUGGCAAGGCAAAUUGGCUACAGAAAUAAUUACCUAGUAUAUCAUCAGGACCAGUCACUGAUGCUCCCUGGUUUCAGGGCUCUCAGAGCCAGAAGAUCCAAUUGUGGAUCUCAGCUCCAUGCUAGUUCCUGGGUGUGAGACUUUGGGCAAGUUACUUUACCUCUCUGAGCUUCAAUUUAAUGGGUAGGAUGGUGCCUGGAAAUAACAUACUUGUUUUGUGAGGCCAGACUGUCGAAGGGUUAAGUGUGGCUUUAGAGUCAAAUAGAUGGUCUGAGGGUUUGAACCCAUUACUUACUACCUCUUUGAUAUGGGCCAAGUUCUAGCCACUCUGAGCCCCAUUUUUCUCCUCUGUAAAAUGGAAAAACUUCCACUUCAUAGGAUUUGGGUGAGUUUAAAUGAGAUCACAUAUGAAAAUGACUCACACAGAGCAUGGUACAGUCUAAAUACUCAAUAAACGUGGGCCAGAGGAGUUAUCAUCUGCUGUAUCUACCUCACAGGGCUUUUGUGAGGAUGAAAGGAGGGUUAUGUUUGCUUUUUAAGCUGUGAAGUGGUAUCCACAUGCUUCUCUUUCCUUCAGAGAUGGGAUGGUCAGAAGUUACUGGCAGACAUUAGAGCUGGGAGUAAGAGGCCUGGGAAUAGUUACUGAUAUUCACAGAAGGUGGCUGUGUUGAGGAAGAGGUGUCACCAUGGUUACUUGGGAAACAGGGUUUAGUUGCAAUCAAGUGGACAGACUCUGGCAUCGUCUGACUUGGGCACGCUUUGGAGGGUGGAAGGAAAGAAUUUUCAGAAAGAAGCUUUGGAGAAGGGACUGUGUUAAAUAGAAUCUGCUCACUAUAGGUUUGUUUAAUAGGGAUUGGAUCAGGGGAAGGGGACCUGGAUAGAAGGUGGUGAGGGGGUUCUUUGACUAUUGUCUGAAGCCCUGUCAUUGGCUAAUCCUAGGAAACAAUCCUCUUAGCUGGGCCGUGCAUCCGGUUCCUGCCAUGUGUGCACCUACGAUGUUCAUUCAUUCCCCAGACUAUAAACCAAACAUGGAUCAAAGAGCUCUCCAGAGAUGAGCUCAUGUAAUCCUGGCAGCAGCCCUGAAAAGUGAAUACUAGCACAAUUUCUGUUUUACAGACAGGGGCUUGGAGUCUGGGAAUUAAGUCCAUGGCCCCAAGUCAUACAGCCUAUUUGUGGUCGAGUCAAGAUUCAGGCAAGAGUCCAAGCCCUUAGUCCCCACCAGUCCAGCUUAACUCAUGGGAUGCCAGAUGCUGAGCUUGAACAAGGAAAAAGGAAACACAAAUGUAUGGGGUUUAGCGCCUAACUGGCCUCCUCUCUGGCCUUCUAUGACAGCUCUUUCUCUUUCUCCUUCCCAAUAUUACUCCUACUUUUCUGGACACUGUUUCUUUGCUUCCAGAGACAUUUUUCCUGUGUAACCCUUAAGUCUGCGUCCUUCAGGCCCCAUUCCUUGGACUCUUUUAUCUUUCUUUUGCACAUACAGGUGUGUGAGGGAUCCUCCUGAUGAUGCCCACAGCUUUGGCCAUGGGUCACCUCUCCAAUCCCAACUGCCCCUCUGAGCACCAGCUCAAUCCAGCCAACUACCUCUUUGACAUCCCCCUCUGAGGUUCCAGGCUCUCAGCUGAAUUCAUCAGCUCUCCAUUAACAUACACCUUCCCCCAAGUCCCCCUUCUUCCUUACCAUGGCCUCUUAGUUUCAAGUACUGGUGUAGUGAUAGGGAAUCCAAGAAGCCUGAAUAGACAGAGCCUCAUGAAUCCAUUCCUGGAAUUAGAUGUGGAUUGUAGGGUAUGUUCUCUGAGAGCUGUCAACAAUUUGCAGGUGAACUUGGAGGGUGGAAUUCAUCAUUUAAUUAGCUGUGUCCUAAGUGCCUGGCAGUGUGCCAGGUCCAGUAGCAGGGAUGGAGGACAACAUUCAGGAGUGAAACAAAUGGGAUCCCUGGCUUUAGGGAGCUUUCAGGCUACUAGAGAAGAUGGCAUUAGGAAUCCUCCCAAAAUAUAAACUAUUACAAACUGUGAUAAAUAUCAUGAAGCAAAAGUCGAGGAGCUAUGAAAGAAUAUAAUAGGUCUGUAUUAGGUCAGAGUGGGGGUCAAAAACCAUUUUGAGAAAUGAUAAUUAUUGUAUCACUGAGAACUGAGUUGGGGGAAGAGAAGUCCUUAUAAAGGCAAUAGUAGGUGUGCGCAUGAAGACCCAGGGGUGAGCAAGAACUGGUAUGUUGGGGAACCUGAAAGGCAGCCAUGUCAAUGGAUCAAUGAAGCCGAGUAUGCUGGCCGUUAUAAGACUGGUAAAGAUAAGACUGGACAGGCUGGCUGGGGGGAAGGGGGUGGCAGGUGCCUUGUGGGUCAUGUUAAGGAGCCUGGAUUCUUUGGGUUAACUUUUUAUUUGGAAAUAAUUUCAAAGUUACAAAGAGAGGUGAAUAGUACAAUGGGCAUCUGUCUGUCCUUUGUCCCAAAUUCACCUGUUAAAAUUACCAAUUCUUUCUCUGUAUGAAGUGUUAUAUGUGACCCUUAUUUUGAACUAUAAUGCAAAACAAUAUCUCAUUUACCAACCUUUUUGUCAAUUAGCUCAAUAAUGUCCUUUACAUAGCAUUUUCCCUCUAGUCCAGAAUCCAGUCCAGAAAUGAAGUGAUGCAUUCCAUUGUUAUUUCUCUUUAGUCUCCUUUAAUCUGGAAUAGUUGGCUUUGUCUUCUAUGACAUUGACAUGAUGGAAAAAUUUAGUUUUCCCCAUUAAGAGAAUGUUCCUCAUUUGUCCUCUAUUUCUUCAUCACACAUUCCUGCUGGAAGAUAAUAGAAAUGUUACUGUGUCUUUCCCGGUGAGACAACAAAAGGCAUACACAGUCUAUCUCCUCCUCCUUGGUGAUUUAAAUUUUGUCUGAUUAAGCUGUACUUACUGGUUUUCCCUUGUCACUGAUAAGCAAUCAGGGAGAUAGUUACAAAUGUGCAAAUAUCCUAUUCCAGAGAUUACUAAGUAGAUGAGAUUUAAUAUCCAACGAGGCUUCUUGCCUGGAGCAAAUCAGUGUUAGGAGGGUUACAGAAUGGCUUCAGCGCUCUCUCCCCUUGACAUUUUUCUGCCUAUUUAUUUAUAUAUUUAUUAUUAGCAGGGACUUUUGGGUUCCUACUGCUUUCCAAUAAUCUUAGUUAUUAACCUUAAUUAUUUUGGUGCUCAAAUUAUCUCAGAUUUGGCCUCUUAGGAGCCUCUUAAAACUAGAAGCCUGGAUUUUACCCUGCUUUGGUAGAGUGGCAUGGUUCAAUUUGCGUAUUAGACUCUGACUGUGUGUAAGAAUAUGUUGUAGGGGCUCAGAGGAGGAAGCAGGAAGACCCGGCAGGUGGCUCUUGUGUAGUCCAGGUGGGAUAUGUGGCUUAGAUCAGAGAAUGAAUUUGGAUGUUCAAGAAACUUGGGCUAUAGAAUCAGUGGGAACUCAUGGUGUGGGAAAGUGCAAGUGGACAGAGAGGGAAUGACCAGGAAGAGGCUGGGUGGUUGGUGGAGAUAUUUACUGAUAUGGGGAAGAUAAGCAGAGUAAGGGAUUCAGUUGAGAUGGGUAUUUUUAGAUAGUUGAGUUUGAGAUGUCUUUGACAUUCAGGUGAAGAUGUCAAGUAGUAAUUGGAUAUGUUUUGUUCUGGAGAGAAGUCCAGAGCAGAGGACAAUUUAGGAGUUGCCAUGUAUGGGUGAUUUUUGAAUGCAUGGUCCUGGAUGAAAUGCUGUAAGUAUAGUGAGGAAAGAGAGAGGCAAGACUAGGAAUCCUAAGGGAGUUCACUGUUUGGAGGCAUGAUGUGUGUAGCAGGAGAUGGCAAUGGAGAGAUGGGGGGCCAGGUUGUGUGAAGCCUAUAAUGUCAGACCAAAUACUGAGGGCUAUGGGGAACCACUGAAGAGUUCUGAGUAGAGGAGUGAAUGCCACAGUAUGAUCUGAGAUUUAGAAAGACUGUUCUGACAGCCAAGUAAAGAGGGAGAGUCAUGGCAGUGGCUAACACUAUGGUUCUUUCUAAAGUAAAUUUGCUAUCCUCUUGCCACUGACGAUUGUUCAGAUGGAUCCCUGUGUCUGGAAUGCCCUCUCCUUAUCCACCUGGGCACAAAAGAUGACCAACACAUCUGCCUCAGUGCUAUUUCUCAGCCUCUGGUAAUGAUAGCAUCCCUCAUCUCCCUGGUUCAUUCUAGCUGGAGCUGCACAGCUUCCCUCUGGGAUCUUUUCUAAGCCAGGUGCAUUGUAGGUGGAAGCUGAUCCUGAGGUUUGCGGGAGUCUGUUUGGUCACUGUGAUUCUGUGCCCUCACAUGCUUUGAGUUCAGUGUAGUCUGUCAGCCAGGCAACCAACCACCCAUUCAAAGUAUGCUGUCCUGUCUGCACCCCUGCACAUGCCAAGGAAAAUGGGCUGAGUCUGGAUGAACAUCCUAGUGCAUCCUUUACUUAUCAGGGGUGGUGCUGUGCAGAAGACCCACAAUCCUGUCUAGAGAAUAUCCACAGCCCAUGGAGACACAAAUAAGCAAAGGUAGAAUUUCAAGAGACCAGAGGGAGGGGCAGAUGUUCUGGAAGGCCAGAAAUGGCAAGAUUAUUACUAGUUGGAGAAAUGAGAGAAAGUUCUCUGGAGAAGGUGGCAUUUGAACUAAGUCUUGAGGACAGAGAGGACUAUUUUCCAUUUCACAAAGGAAACAUUUGAUCAUUCAAGCAGAAGAAAAAAAUAAGGGGAAAAAAUCAAAGCCCUUUUUCCUCAUAUUUUAUUGACAUUGUCCACACAAUCAUUGUCAGUUACAUAAAUAUCCCAUUAGUCAGCUACGUUAUGGUUUGUCCUCUUACUGUUGGAAUAACUCAUUUCCAGGCCUCAAGACAUUGGCUUGGAGCCUGUGGUUGGGUAGUGGGGACAGAAGCAACCCACGACCAAAUGUAACUCAGGAAUCAGUGCUUGAGCCCAUCCACUCAUUCCUUCAUUCAACAAACAUUUAUUAAGGACUCACCUGUCCCAGGUCCUGAGGAUACAGUGAUGAUCAGGACAUAGUUCCUCUUCUAAAGACUGCAAGUCUAAUAGAACAGGAAUCACAGUGGAGAGAAUUUGUUGUAAAGCAUGUGAAAAUGCCACCAUGCAGGCACAUUGUGUACAAGAUGUGGUGCUGACAUAGAGAAAUUGUUACUAGUUGGAGAAAUGAGAACUGGGGUAACUUAACUCAGCAGUAGAUAGCACACCAAGCAGAGCAUGCACAGUGAGGAGGGGGAGGAUUGAGGACACCUGUCAGAGGACCAAGUUCAUGCUGAGUGCCGCUAUAUACCUCUCUGUCAACAGGCUGGAAGGCACAUCUCUCCUACUCUUAAGCUUCUGGGUGUGUGUUUUUUUCUGUUUUCUAUUUCAAGUAUUUCCUUUCUCCAUUUUUUUUAGGGGAGGAAAGGCUAUUUUUAUGCUCUUUUCCAAAAUCUCAACUUAUGUGCUUAAUUCAUUCAUUUUAUUUUUUUUGACCCUAAAAGCAUUUAAUGGUGUUAAUUACCUCUGCAGAUAGUUUUGACUGUAUCCUGUUUUUAAAAUUAUUUUUUAAUGGUUUGUUUUUUUACUCUUGAUUUACUUCUUGUAAUUUGAUAUGCUAUUCAUGUUUUUCCAUUUCUAAGUGGUGUGUUUUAUAUUAUUGUUAGCUGUAUUGCAUUUUGAUCAGAGACUGACUUUUAGAAUUUCCACUUUUCAAAAUUUACCAAAAUAUUCUCUGUAACUUAAUAUUCUUGAAUUUUGUCACUGUCCAUGGAACUUGAAUAGAAGGUACACUAUUUGUUUUCAGGUUAAAAAACUUUGGAUGUUCAUAUCUGCUAUGUCCUUAUUUAUUUUUUGAUUUCUUGUUCAGAAAAUGUAUUAGAAUAUUUCCAAUAAAACUGUUUCUCAUGUUUCUCCUAAUAUAUAUUUUUAAAAUAUUUUUUUAAUCUAUUCAUGAGAGACACAAAAAGGCAGAGACAUAGGCAGAGGGAGAAGCAGGC
This is a messenger RNA of Nyctereutes procyonoides (raccoon dog), 9019 nucleotides long. RefSeq names its product BAF chromatin remodeling complex subunit BCL7C (gene BCL7C). Lineage: Eukaryota; Metazoa; Chordata; Mammalia; Carnivora; Canidae. The coding region runs from base 200 to 928 and encodes 242 amino acids. The transcript has 6 exons. The record is from RefSeq and is a predicted model, not a curated record.